This is a messenger RNA of Neohortaea acidophila, 2297 nucleotides long. Its product is annotated as vacuolar protein sorting-associated protein Vps5. The record is from RefSeq and is a predicted model, not a curated record. Gene Ontology annotation, molecular function: phosphatidylinositol binding. Gene Ontology annotation, biological process: retrograde transport, endosome to Golgi; protein retention in Golgi apparatus. Gene Ontology annotation, cellular component: endosome. Lineage: Eukaryota; Fungi; Ascomycota; Dothideomycetes; Mycosphaerellales; Teratosphaeriaceae. Bases 124 to 2040 code for a protein of 638 amino acids. The transcript has 4 exons.
CGGAAGCCGUUCCGAAGCCGAGACGCCGCCAGCGGCGCCCGCCCGCCGGGGAUCUGCGAGCUUGAUGACAACCUCCGGCCGGUACCUCAGGCAGACGGCAGAAAACCCAAAGUCUCAUCGCAGAUGGCACACAACGCUGACACGCACGAAUACCCUUGGCAUGCAAUGGAUGAAGGAGGAUCUCCGUGGGACGACGUCCCUUCGACUUCACAGUCCACCCAGGCGGCAGAGAACACGCCGCCAUCAGAAAACACAUCUACCCAAUCCCCCGCACGUCCCACCACCUCCUCCAGCACCGGCGUCAGACCUGCUGCCUCCAAGUCUCGCACGCCCCGCCGAUAUGGCAACCUCGCCCAGUCCACCACCCUCGAGAGUCUCGAUGAUUCCAUGGGACCCUUGGGCCCGCUCGGCGUAGAACCCGUCGAUGAGCCCAUUGCGCCCGCCCCGCCGGUGAAGGAGCUGCCUACAAGAGCAAGACAGUCCACCACCACUUCACGCCCCAGCACCGCCGCCUCCGCCCGCUCCGACGACCACGACUCCACCUCCUCCACCCUCAAUGGCGCGCGAGUACCCCCUCCCAUUCACGCCGCCUCCAACGAUCCUCGCCUGCGUCCGCAGCAGCCUUCCAUGUCCGUUGAGCAGGCCGCAAGACCUACGUUCAACAUCACAGUCGGCGAUCCCCACACCGUCGGCAACGCAGCAUCGAGUCACACUGUCUACAGUGUCAUCACUCGCACCACGUCAAAAGCCUACAACAGCCCCACCUUCACCGUCACCCGGCGUUACCGAGACUUUCUCUGGCUGUACGAGCGAUUGCACGAUAACAAUCCGGGCGUGGUUGUGCCACCGCCCCCGGAGAAGCAAGCAGUGGGCAGAUUCGAUGCGAACUUCAUUGAAUCAAGACGCAUGGCUUUGGAGAGGAUGGUCAACAAGACUGCUGCCCACCCCAUUCUGCAACACGAUGGCGACCUGAAAACCUUUCUCGAAAGCGACGCUUUCAACGUCGACAUCAAACACAAAGACCGCGCCAAAGAUCCCCUACUUGCUUCCGAAUCCUCCGGCGGCUUCAUGUCGACCAUCGGGCUGGGCAGCGGCGGGGGCGGAGGCAAGUUUGUCGAGCACGACGAUUGGUUUCACGAUCGGCGCAUCUACCUAGACGCGCUUGAGAACCAGCUCAAGGCGCUUCAGAAAUCCACCGAUAGCGUUGUCGCUCAGCGCAAGGCUCUUUCAGACUCCUGUGGCGACUUCUCCACCUCUCUCCACGCCCUUGCCGCCGUCGAGCUGUCCCCCGCCCUCUCCGGGCCAUUGGACGCGCUUGCCGAUCUUCAGCUCCGCAUCCAAGAACUCUACAGCCGGCAAGCGAUGCAAGACAUCCUCACCAUCGGCAUCGUCAUCGACGAGUACAUCCGGCUGAUCGGCAGCGUGCAAAAGGCGUUUACGCAGCGGCAGCGCGCCUUCCACGCCUGGCAUUCGGCCGAGAGCAAGUUGGCGGACGUGAAGAAAAGUCAAGAGAAACUGCUUCGUGCGGGUCGCAGCCAGCAGGACCGCAUUGGGCAGAUGCAGGCGGACGUGUCGGACCAGGAGCGCAAGGUGCACGCCGCGCGGUUGCUGUUUGAGGACAUGGGACGGCUGAUGCGGGCCGAGCUGGAGAGGUUUGAGAGGGAGAAGGUGGAGGAUUUCAAAUCAGGGGUGGAGACUUUUCUGGAGGGGGCGGUGGAGGCGCAGAAAGAGCUCAUCGAAUUGUGGGAGACGUAUCUGCUUCAACUCGAUGCUGACGAUGACGGCUCGCCCAUCAUGCCCGUUGGCGUCCAGCUGGAUGCGGCGGCGAGUGGAGCAGGAGCAGCAGCAGCAGCGGACGUCGUGCAGGCGCAGGGACAGCCUGAAGCGCCGACGCGGAGCGAAGCGGCAAACGCGGAACUACAAACGCACGAGGGUGAAGUAGAGUCGUCGAUUGCUGAAGAAGGCAGGAACAGGCUGGACGGCGAAGCUACAGACGCCACGCCCCAUAGCGACGUGCAUGACGAUACGGCGCAGCCUUGAUCUCCUGACGGCGCGCCUGAUGAUGGAAACAUUUUCGCUCGUCUCCCUGCGCUUGCUUCUUGCGGUAUGUACGGAGACGGCGACGAACACCAACGAGCCGUACCUGGGGUUUACAUACGUAGCUAGCCUGAAUGUAGCCAAGGCGGUCUAGCUGAAUGCGUGCGGUGUGGCUGCCAACGGGCGUACGGCCGAAAGGUGUUGCACUCUACCAAUAAUGUACAGUGGUCGACAUUCCACGACUGAUAAGAUAGCGAAGC